AUGCUGGCUGUAAGGAAUAGGACGAAGCUGAUAGUCGGCAUCGACUACGGUACAACAUAUUCAGGUCUCAGUUUUGCGCUCUCCAAUGCCGCAGACUUCAAAGACAUUCAUCCAUGGACAAAAUACCCCGGCUCGUCAACUCACAUCGCAGAACACUGCCACAAAGCUCCAUCAUGGGUUGCCUUCAAAGAUGAGAAUCCUGACCUGGAAGAAAACGCAUGGGGCUAUCAAAUCGAACCUGGUAUGAAGACUUACGCAUGGACAAAGCUCCUACUCGAUGAUCAAGCACUCGCAACAGAGUAUGAUGAUCCGGAUCUUAACAAGGCCGCUGGAAAUGGCCUCAUGAGAUUACCAGCUGGCAGAACUGCCAAAGACGUGGUUACCGAGUACCUGAAGGGCAUGCAUUCUAUGUAUAAGAAAGCUGUCAUUGAGAAGAUUGGGGAGGAUAUCCUUGAGGAGAUGCCUGUUGACUUUUGGUUGACUGUUCCAGCGACUUGGACGGAGAGAGCGAAGCUUAUAACUAGAGCUGCAGCCUUGGACGCUGGAUUUGCGUCGAGACCUAUUGAUCGUUUGAGCUUGAUCACAGAACCAGAUGCUGCUGCACAUAUGGCUUUGAAGUCCAGCAUUCAUCACGUCGAAGAUCUUAUUGAUGUUGGCACGGGCGUGAUGGUUUGUGAUCUUGGCGGUGGUACUGUCGAUAUUACAACAUCAGAGAUAGUCAGAAAGUCACCUUCUCUAAAGCUGAGGGAGAUUGCCAUUGGAGCAGGUGGUAAAUGCGGCGGGACAUUCGUAGACCGCAAUCUCUACAAGCUCCUCGCAAAACGUUUCGGAACUGCGUUCACCAGCCUGGGUCCACAGCAUGUAGGUCCCGGUAGUCAGUUCAUGGACCAAUUUGAGAUGCGCAAAAGAGAUUUCAGCCUCGAUACACCGAGUAAGAAAUCUUAUAAACUAACCCUACCUAUGCGAAACUUGGUAGUCACUUCGGAGAUGCAAAAGUACUACGAUCCUGACUUCAACUGGGUACUUCUGAGCAAAGAUGAUAUGAAGAGCCUUUUUGACCCCGUGAUUGACGUCAUUCUCAAGCUUGUAAAGGAUCAGGUUGAUCAAGUCAAGAGAGAUAAGGAGCCAAUAAUCAAGACUAUGUGUCUAGUUGGUGGGUUUGGUUCCUCACCUUAUGUCAAGGAGAGGUUGCUCGAAUGGUGCUCUGAGCAAGAGAUACGGCUUACAACACCAUGGACAGGCGCUUGGGCAGCUGUUGUCUGCGGUGCUGUGUUGCGAGGCGUCGAAGGCUCUAUGGUCAGACAAAAGAAAUGUCGUCGACACUAUGGACAUAGCAUCUCUCGAACAUAUGAUCCAGCAGUUCAUUUCAACUUCGAUGAGAACAAGCGAAGAUUAUGGAACGAUCCCUGGACCAAGGAACAAAACCUAUCUGGCUUCAUGGAUUGGGAGAUUGCAAAGGGCGCUCUCCUCGACGACGACACUGAGAUCAGCACAAGUUUCUACUCGCACUUCUCAGAAUACUUUGAUGGAAAGCACACGCAUGAUCUUUACUCGUGCAGCUUGGAUGAGGCACCCGAGACUAUCGAGAACGAACGAAUUGAGAAAGUUGGCGAGGUUUUGUACACCAUUGAUGACAUUGGUAUUGACAAGACAAAGAUCAAGUCCAUCCAGGACGCCAACGGUAUUCACUGGUAUCAGCUACUACUCACCUUGACGAUUCGUCUCAGUGACGACGAUGUUGGUGUACUGGUAUGUCGCAUCUUCUGUCGCGGGAAGGAGGUUGGAAAGGCAGAGAUAGGGUACUCUUUUACGUGA
Molecule: messenger RNA, 1815 nt
Organism: Fusarium mangiferae
Lineage: Eukaryota; Fungi; Ascomycota; Sordariomycetes; Hypocreales; Nectriaceae
Exons: 8
Coding region: 1-1815 (604 amino acids)
Molecular function (GO): ATP-dependent protein folding chaperone; ATP binding
Source: RefSeq, a predicted model, not a curated record